This is a messenger RNA of Stegastes partitus (bicolor damselfish), 13811 nucleotides long. Its product is annotated as dynein heavy chain 8, axonemal. Gene Ontology annotation, cellular component: axonemal dynein complex. Gene Ontology annotation, biological process: microtubule-based movement. Gene Ontology annotation, molecular function: dynein light intermediate chain binding; minus-end-directed microtubule motor activity; ATP hydrolysis activity. The record is from RefSeq and is a predicted model, not a curated record. NCBI's taxonomy places the organism in Eukaryota, Metazoa, Chordata, Actinopteri, Pomacentridae. The transcript has 92 exons.
AUGGAGCCACAAAACCCAAAAUCAAACCAACAUCAGGUCACAAUUAAUCAGGCAAGGGAACAGCGAAAAAAGCUCCUCAGCCCUGCACACCAGUACCUGAUCGACAUCCUGGCUGACAGGCUGUCCUUGGCGCCAACUGAAGUAGAGGAAUUCAUUUUAGAGUCUUCAUGUUUGGCUGCUGUUGAUAAUUUCUUUGCUAUAGGAGGUUGUAAAACCAUUUCCUUUGUGUAUCAGAAGUCUGAAGUCCCAGAGUGUAGCCGCUCAUGUGCUGGGGCUCCCAAAGGGGAAAAGAUAUCGAGGCUGUUUUUAGCCGAUUUAUCCAAGACGUGCCUUACAGGAAUUUGCUGCUCUUUCGCAAGGUUCAGAGUGGACGUUGCUGUGAAUUCAGAGAAUGUGCAUGAGGAGAUCUUUUUUUCAGUGGUUAAUGCCAGAGACGGCCUCAUGAAAGAAACAGAGAACGCGGACAGCUUUGUGCCAGUAGCUCUUGACGCAGUACACGAUUGGGGCGCCUUAGACAAGUCUAGAGAUGGUGAAAAAAUUCAAAAGAACUUCAAGCACACCAUAAAACAAUGUCUCGGCUCCUUAGAAGACAUCCAGAUGACAAAAGAGAACGUUGUUCAUCUGCAAACAGUCACAGAUGUUGACCUCUCUAAACUGGUCAGCCUUGAAGAUAUGAAAGUUGCGGCUGCCAACUUUGACACAGUGCAACAACUGGAACAAAUUCUAAAGCAAUGGUGCAAGCAAAUCGAGCAGGUCUUGGUAGAGAGAGACAUACUGAGGACAUUGGAUGCUUCUGAAGGGCCACGGAGUGAGUUGGAUUACUGGAGAAAGAUGUCUUCAAGCUUCAACGACAUUAUUAAGCACAUCAAAAGCCCAGAGUUUAAGGCUGUUGAAAUGGUGCUCCAUAUCAGCAACUCCAAAAUGAUGAAGAUGUGGCAGAGUCUGAAUGGCAGGCUAACACAUCAUGCCAACGAGGCAAAGGACAGUGUACAGUUUCUUUCCACACUGGAGAAAGUCUGUCAACCUCUGUACAGCAAUGACCUGGUAUGUAUAGUCCACAAUGUGCAGAAUAUCAUCAGCAGCAUUCAGAUGAUUCACAGUAUUUCACAAUACUACAACACAAAUGAAAAGAUAUCUGUACUGUUCGCCAAGGUCACAAAUCAGAUGGUUAUAGCGUGCAGGUCAUACGUUACUGAUGAUGGCGCAAGUCUCAUAUGGGAUCAAGAUGCUGAAGACCUCAGCAGAAAAAUGACGGACUGUAGCUGCUUAUAUCAGGAGUAUAAGUCUUGCUUCCAGAAAUCAAAAACACAAGCAAUGGAAAGUCCUCAACAGGGCUUCUUUGGGCUUUCGGAGAGUUUGAUUUUUGGCAAGUUAGAGAAGUUCUUGAAGCAGCUUGAUAAGAUUCUACAAGUAGUCACAGUGAUCAAGAUGUUUGGAUCUCUUGAAAAAUGCAACAUUGAGGGCAUUGAGACUCUGGCCAGACAAUUCCACAACGUAUUCAUGGAUAUGAAAAGGAAGCAGCUUGACAUGUUGGCUUCAGGGGCAACUGAGUUUGAAACGGACUUUGUUAAGUUUAUGUCUCAAAUCAGCAACAUUGAGAACCAGCUGCAGGAUUUUAUGAUGUCAUGUCUGUCAAACUUCGUCUCAACUCAGCAAGCGCUUCACCUAAUAGAUUGCUUUCAGAGGCUGAAAAUUCCCUGUCUUGACACAAAGAUGUCCAGCUGUUUGGGUUGUUUUCUUCAACAUUAUGCCUCAGAAAUAGAGUCUGUGAGAAAGCUCUUUAACAGUCAGAAGGAGGACCCGCCAUUAGAUAGAAACAUGCCUCCGGUGGCUGGACGGAUCGGUUGGGUCAGGCACCUCUACAAAAAAAUAGAGGAACCCAUGUUAUGCAUACAAGAAGCCUCCGACAUCCUGUGCAGUUCUGAGGGACAAGAUGUGGUCAGAAUGUACAAUCGAACUGCUGCUCUGUUGGUUGAGUUUGAGUGUGUUCACCAUCAAGUAUGGUUCAAUGAAGUGACACAGAUAGAUCAUGUCUUGAACUGUACACUGUUGGUUCGUCACCCAAGCACAGGAAAGUUAUUUGUCAACUUUGAUCCUAAAAUAACUGAGGUCAUUCAGGAGACGAAGUAUUUGCUGAGGAUGGGUCUGAAGGUUCCAAAUCAAGCUUUACAGUUUGUCAAGAUGGAAAGCAAACUAGCCGCCAAUCAGCUUAGGCUCCAGGAUAUUUUGGCAGAGUAUGAGUCCACCUGUGAGAACAUACCAGCAGUCUUUGCCAGCUUGAUGACUUCAAAAAUAAAACAUGUGGAAUGUGCCCUUCACCAUGGGUCAGUGCUGCUCACCUGGUCAUCCCUCCUACUCGACAAGUUCUUUCAAAAUGCUGAGACUGCUUUGUUUGAACUGACACAACUCGUAAACAAGGUGCAGAAUAUUUGUAAGACACACAUUGAUGAUGUCCUCAAAGACGUCUCAGAGAUGGUGCUGAUUGCGCUUCCAGAAGAUAAUGUGUCUUUCAUGGAGGACCUGAUUGACCUUAAUAAGAAACACUGUAAGGAGGGGGCAAAGACAUUGCAUGACAAAUGCAGUAGGGUUGAAAUAGCAGUCAGGGAGCUGGGUGAUCUGUUCAGCACCGUUUAUGAACCAAAGGGCCCCAAGACUGCUGAGAAUCCUGUGUCAGGAAGCAGGAGUGGGACACUUUCAGGAGAGAGCCAGACAGGUUCUACUAAGGACAAAGCAGUACUUGUAGAAGGCUCAGUUAAAGAAAAAACAAUCAAAUUUGAAAAGGAGAAGAAGAAGCUUUAUGAACACUUCAGUGAAAGGGUUUUAGAUGCACUUGUCAAAACAGUGAAGUUAUCUCUGGAGAGCCUGAAAAGGAGGAUUUGUGCCACUAAGUAAGUAUGUCUUACUUACCAGCAAACGAAACCAAAGUCUGUGAUUAGCCCACUCAUAAAAUCUGAAGCCCAGUUGGACAUACCCAAUUUGGUAAUGAAACCCAGUGUAGAUGAGAUCCAGCAGGCCAUAAAUCAACUCAUCAACUUGGUAUUGGAAACUAGCAAGGGUAUCAAACGGCAGCAGGUGUACAGUCAUGAUGACACAACAAGUACAGAAAAAGACCAUUUCUUUCAGUUUGUUGUCAAACACAAGGUCAUCAAAAACAUUGUGGGCAUUUUGAAAACAGCAGUCAGCUCCCAGAGAAAACAAGUCACUGAUGUUCUAAAGCAGUUUGAGUCUUUCAGGGUGAUCUGGGAUGAGGGCAGAGAUGUCAAAGUCAAGGAAUUCAUGGACAGCAACCCGUCCUUAAUCCAGAUAAAAUCUCAAAUCCAGUACUAUGACUCUUUUGAACAAAAAAUUGAUGAUAUCAAGCCCACCAUUGUAUUGACGUCUAUUGAACUGUCAACAGGUACAUUAAAAAGGGCCCUGACAGCUGAGACCAAAGCCUGGAAGCAACUGUUUUGCAAGUACCUGAAGAUGAAGUACGAGAAGAAAAUGAUUGACACCAGCAAACACACUAAGAGAUGCCUUGAACAACUGUCACAUCCUGUGGUUGAUCUGGAAGAUGUACGUCACACCGCUGAGACCCUGUCUAAGCUUCGAGAUGCUGAAGUGCAGACCGAUAUGACGUUGACUUCCAUUGAGGAAGCCUUUGAAAUUUUGACUAAAUAUGAAGCAGAAGUGACCAAGACAGAAGCAGAGGAAGUAAACAAUCUGAAACAUCUUCUCACAAAGCUUCAGUCUAAAGCUGGGUCAGUGCAACACGAGCUUUUCUGUAAGCAGCCCCAGUUCAGACAAACCCUUCUUGAAUGUGUUGCUGUUUUCCAAAAUGACAUUGCCGUUUUUAAGGAGCAACAUGACGAAGGCCUGAAGGUCGAUGGAAUAACGCCACAAGAAGCCAGCAGCAGGUUCCAUAUCUGUCAGGCUAGUUUUAAAGAACUCUGGAGAAAGUAUACCAGAUGUUAUUCUGGGGAACAGCUUCUUGGCAUGCCAGUUACAGAGUACAAGUAUCUACACAUGAAAAAAAAAGAGCUGGAGCUGCUUCAGAAGCUGUAUGGCCUGUAUGAUGCAGUGAUGAGUAAGAUUAAUGGGUACUAUACCAUUCUCUGGACACAAGUGGAUAUCGAAAGGAUCAAUUCAGAACUUUUGGAAUUUCAGAACAGGUGUCGGAGGCUACCCAAAGCACUGAAGGACGUGCAGGCCUUCCUGGACCUAAAGAGGUCCAUUGAUGAUUUCAGUGAGUCAUGCCCUUUGCUUGAAAUGAUGGCAAAUAAAUCUAUGACGCACAGACACUGGGACCGGAUCACAGACUUGACUGGACACCAAUUUGAUGUGGACUCCAAUACCUUCAUGCUGAAAGACAUCAUGGAAGCACCUCUGUUGAAGUACAAGGACGAUAUUGAGGACAUCUGCAUAUCUGCUGUGAAGGAGAAGGAUAUUGAAGCCAAAUUGUCACAAGUAAAAGAGGUGUGGUCUGGCCAGAUGCUGAGCUUGAUGACAUUUAAGGACAGAGGAGAACUGAUGCUGAAAGGGGCAGAGACAGCAGAGAUUCUCUCCAUCCUGGAGGAUAGUCUGAUGGUUCUGGGUUCAUUGUUGAGCAACAGGUACAGUACCUACUACAAAGCCGAGAUCCAGGAUUGGGUCUUCAAGCUUUCAACGUCGUCUGAUGUCAUUGAACAGUGGAUUACUGUGCAAAAUCUGUGGAUCUAUUUGGAAGCUGUAUUUGUUGGGGGGGACAUUGCCAAAGACCUGCCACAGGAAGCUAAGCGCUUUCAGAAAAUUGACAAGUCCUGGAUUGAGAUCAUGCAGAGAGCUCAAAAGGUCCCAAAUGUGGUUGAGUGCUGUGUUUGUGAGCCAACUCUGGGCCAGCACCUGCCAGAGCUUCAGAAAGAGCUGGAGAUGUGUCAGAAAUCUCUUGCAGGGUACCUUGAGAAAAAGAGGCUCCUGUUUCCACGAUUCUUCUUUGUGUCAGAUCCGGCCCUUUUGGAAAUCCUUGGACAAGCCAGUGAUUCUCACACAAUCCAGUCACAUCUUCUUGGAGUGUUCGACAAUGUCAAUGAAGCAGAGUUUCAUGCAAAAGAGUACGACAGGAUUUUGGCUGUUAUUUCACAAGAAGGAGAGAAACUAGUGCUGAAUGAAUCUGUCAUGGCGCAGGGGCCAGUGGAGCUCUGGCUUGGGGAGCUGUUGUUGCAGCAGCAGGUCUCAUUACACUCUGUCAUCACAGCUUCAGAUCAGGAGAUAAACGAUGAAGACUUUGAUCUUCUCUCUUUCCUCCAGAAGUUUCAAGCACAGGUGGGCCUGCUAGGAAUCCAGAUGCUUUGGACGAGAGAUGCAGAAGAGGCCCUAGAAAAUGCACAAGAUGACAAGGAGAUCAUGCCUUUCACAAAAAAGAAAUUCCUAAAUCUGCUCAGUUUGCUUAUUAAACAAACCACCCAUGACCUCAGCAAAUUUGAGAGAGUCAAAUAUGAGACUCUUGUCACAAUUCAUGUGCACCAGAGCGACAUAUUUAAUGACUUAGUGACAAAGCAUGUAAAGUCUGUCAACGACUUUGAAUGGUUGAAGCAGAGCAGAUUUUACUUCAAGGAUCUUUUGGAUAAGGUCAUCGUAUCCAUUACUAAUGUUGACUUCAUUUAUCAGAAUGAGUUCCUGGGCUGUACUGAUCGUCUGGUCAUAACCCCUCUGACUGACAGGUGUUACAUUACACUGUCCCAAGCUCUGGGCAUGAGCAUGGGGGGAGCCCCUGCUGGGCCAGCCGGUACCGGAAAGACUGAAACCACCAAAGACAUGGGUCGCUGCCUUGGCAAGUAUGUUGUUGUGUUCAACUGCUCUGACCAAAUGGACUUCAGGGGACUUGGCAGGAUAUAUAAAGGCCUUGCGCAGUCAGGCUCGUGGGGCUGCUUCGAUGAGUUCAACAGAAUCGACCUGCCAGUGCUUUCUGUUGCUGCUCAACAGAUCUACAUUGUUCUGACAGCACGCAAGAGACACCAAAGCACUUUCAUUUUUACUGACGGAGACUGUGUGGCUCUGAAUCCGGAGUUCGGCCUGUUUAUCACUAUGAACCCUGGAUAUGCAGGUCGCCAGGAACUUCCUGAAAACCUAAAAGUUCAAUUCAGAACAGUGUCUAUGAUGGUACCAGAUCGGCAGAUCAUCAUGAGAGUCAAACUAGCCAGUUGUGGAUUCAAUGACAAUGUUAUCUUAGCCCAGAAAUUCUUUGUUCUUUACAAGCUGUGUGAAGAACAACUUACAAAGCAGGUACACUAUGACUUUGGCCUGAGGAACAUACUGUCUGUGUUAAGAACACUUGGGGCCUGUAAAAGAGCACGACCUAAUGACACCGAGUCCAGCAUUGUUAUGAGAGUGCUGCGUGACAUGAAUCUGUCAAAACUGGUGGAUGAGGAUGAGCCCCUCUUCCUCAGUCUUAUCAAUGACUUAUUCCCUGGUAUCCAGCUAGAUGGGACCACAUAUGAUAAGCUUCAGGCUGCGGUUGCACAUCAAGUUGAGCUUGCUGGUCUUGUCAACCACAAACCAUGGAACCUCAAGCUUGUUCAGCUUUAUGAGUCUUCACAAGUGCGCCACGGCCUGAUGACUUUGGGACCAAGUGGAGCUGGCAAGACCACAGCCAUCAACAUUCUCAUGCACUCUAUGACUGAAUGUGGAACCCCGCACAGGGAGAUGCGCAUGAACCCCAAAGCAAUUACUGCUUCCCAGAUGUUUGGUCGUCUUGAUGCUGCCACCAAUGACUGGACUGACGGGAUCUUUUCUACUCUGUGGAGAAGGACACUCAAAGCUAAGAAAGGAGAGUUCAUAUGGAUUGUGCUGGAUGGUCCUGUGGACGCCAUAUGGAUCGAAAACCUGAACUCUGUACUGGACGACAAUAAAACCCUGACCCUGGCUAAUGGCGACCGAAUCACCAUGUCACCAUCCUGCAAGUUAGUUUUUGAGGUGCACAACAUGGACAAUGCCUCCCCUGCUACUGUGUCCCGAGUGGGGAUGGUCUUCAUGAGCUCAUCCGCCCUCAGCUGGGAACCCAUACUCCAGGGAUGGGCUCAGCAGCGCAAUGCAAAAGAGACAAAAAGCAUUAUAAGUCUAUAUGACAAGAUGUUUAAGGAUGUUUACGUGUACAUGAAGCAAAACCUUAAUCCCAAAAUGGAGCUUUUGGAGUGUAACUACAUAACGCAGUCCAUAAAUCUGCUGGAGGGCCUCCUUCCAGCAAAGGAAAUAGACUUUGCUGGCAGCAAACAUCUUGAGCGCCUCUUUGUCUUCUGUCUGAUGUGGAGCCUGGGAGCUCUUCUGGAGUUAGAGGAUAGAGACAAGCUGGAGGUCUACAUCAGAGGUCAUGACAGCAGCAUCGAUGUGCCUCAGACAAAGCCAGGAGAGACUAUGUUUGAGUACAUGGUCAGCACGAAUGGUGAAUGGUGUCAUUGGAACAACCAUGUGAGAGAAUAUGAGUAUCCGACUGACCACGUGCCAGACUACAACUCCAUCCUUGUGCCAAAUGUGGAUAACACAAGAACCUCUUUCUUGCUGGAGACUAUUGCCAAGCAACGCAAGGCUGUGUUGCUUAUUGGUGAACAAGGAACCGCUAAGACGGUGAUGAUAAAAGGCUACACAAAAAAAUAUGAUCCUGAAACAGACCUGUUCAAGUCCCUGAACUUCUCAUCUGCAACAGAACCUGUGAUGUUUCAGCGAACAGUGGAAAGCUACAUUGAGAAAAGAAUUGGCAAUACUUACGGACCCCCAGGAGGACGCAGGAUGACAGUCUUCAUUGAUGAUAUCAGCAUGCCUGUUAUCAAUGACUGGGGAGAUCAGAUCACCAACGAGAUUGUCCGUCAGAUGAUGGAAAUGAAAGGCAUGUACAAUCUGGACAAACCAGGGGAUUUCAUCAACAUGGAGGAUGUCCAGAUACUGGCUGCCAUGAUCCACCCUGGUGGCGGGAGAAACGACAUCCCACAACGGCUGAAGAGACAGUUUACUGUGUUUAACUGUACUCUGCCAUCCAACAUCUCCAUUGAUAAAAUAUUUGGUGUAAUUGGCUGUGGAUAUUUCCAUGCAUGCAGGAGCUUCAAACCUAUAAUAACAGAUAUGGUUAAGUGCCUUGUGUCUGCUGGGAGGAUUUUAUGGCAGUGGACAAAGGCAAAAAUGCUUCCGACACCAUCAAAGUUCCACUACAUCUUCAAUUUGAGAGACUUGUCCAGGAUCUGGCAAGGCAUGUUGAACAUUAAGGCAGAAGAGUGUGAUGAUGUCCCCACUUAUUUGGCUCUUUUCAAGAGUGAAUGUACAAGGGUGAUUGCAGACAGGUUUGUUUGCUAUGAGGACAGAGACUGGUUUGAGAACGCUGUAUCUCGUGUGAUCCGAGAGCAUGUUGACCCGAAACUUGUCCCAGAACUUCAUCCUGAGCCAUAUUUUGUGGACUUCCUCCGAGAUGCACCCGAGCCAACAGGAGAAGAAGAGGACGAUGCCUGUUUUGAUGCCCCUAAAAUUUAUGAAUUGGUGCCAAAUUUUGAAUUCUUGUCAAAGAAGCUGAUGACAUAUCAGGCUCAGCACAAUGAGUGUGUAAGAGGCUCCAGCCUGGAUCUGGUUUUCUUCAAAGAUGCAAUGACACAUCUUGUCAAGAUCUCACGAAUCAUUCGAACUGACAAUGGAAAUGCUCUGCUUGUGGGAGUGGGAGGAUCAGGGAAACAGAGCCUGACCCGCCUAGCCUCAUACAUCGCUGGAUACAGCAUCUUCCAGAUCACACUGACCAGAACAUACAACAUGAGUAAUUUCAUGGAUGACCUGAAGUUGUUGUAUAAAACAGCUGGGGCAGAGGGAAAAGGCAUCACCUUCAUCUUUACUGACAAUGAGAUCAAGGAUGAGGCCUUCCUUGAGUACCUCAACAAUGUUCUUUCUUCUGGAGAGGUCUCCAAUCUGUUUGCUAAAGAUGAAAUACAAGAGAUAACCCAAAACCUGAUCCCAGCAAUGAAAAAGGAGUGUCCUCGCAUUCCACCUACUUUUGACAACCUUUAUGAUUACUUCAUAUCCCGGUCAAGAAAGAAUCUGCAUGUUGUUCUUUGCUUGUCGCCGCUGGGGCAGAAGUUUCGCUCCAGAGCUCUGAAGUUUCCCGGGCUAAUUUCUGGCUGCACAAUGGACUGGUUCACCCCUUGGCCCACUGAGGCUCUGGUGGCUGUGUCCAACUGUUUCUUGUCUGAAUUUAAUAUCGUUUGCUCUGCUAAAGUAAAAGCAUCUGUGGUGACUGCCAUGGGAACAUAUCAUAGCAAAGUAUCUCAGACAUGUGACAGCUACUUUGAAAGGUUCCGAAGAAGAACUUACGUCACUCCUAAAUCGUACCUCGCGUUUAUCAACGGUUACAAAACGUUGUACACUGAAAAGUACAACUACAUCAACACAAUGGCAGAGCGCAUGAACGUUGGGUUGGACAAACUGAUGGAGGCUAGUCAGUCUGUGGACCAACUAUCGAAAGAUCUUAAAGUCAAGGAAAAAGAGCUUGAGAUAGCAUCUGCCAAAGCUGACAAGGUGGUGGCAGAAGUGACAGUCAGUGCUGAAGCUGCUACAGUUGUGAAGAAUGAGGUCCAGGUUGUGAAGGAUAAAGCCCAGAAACUUGUGUGUGGCAUUGAGAAAGAGAAAGCUGUUGCAGAGGAAAAACUGGAGGCUGCAAAGCCAGCUUUAGAAGAGGCUAAAGCUGCACUGAAUACCAUCAAGCCAUCUGACAUUGCCACUGUGAGAAAACUAUCCAAGCCUCCACAUUUGAUCAUGAGGAUUAUGGACUGCUGCUUGCUUUUGUUUCAAAAGAAGUUAGAUUCUGUCUCUAUUGAUCGGGAACGGAACUGUCUCAAGCCAUCAUGGGGAGAAGCAGGGAAGCUUAUGAGUGGUGCUGGUUUCAUGACAUCUCUUCAGCAGUUCCAAAAAGAUAAAAUAAAUGAAGAAGUAGUAGAACUGCUGCAGGUCUACUUUGACAUGGAGGAUUACACAAUGGAAAACGCCAAGAAAGUGUGUGGUAAUGUUGCUGGUUUGCUAGCAUGGACCCGGGCUAUGGCCGUAUUCUUUGGCAUUAACAAAGAAGUCCUGCCACUCAAGGCUAAUCUAGUCAUUCAAGAAAACCGGCUAAGAGGGGCUAAUGAGGAGUUAUCCAAGGCUGAGGCUCAGCUGGCUGAAAAGCAAGCAGAGUUUGAUGAAGUGAAGGCCAAAUGUGAUGCUGCUAUGAAAGAGAAACAGGACUUGUUGGAUGAUGCUGAAAUGUGUAAGAAUAAAAUGCAGGCUGCAUCUACACUUAUUGAUGGACUAAGUGGAGAGAAAAUUCGCUGGACAGAACAAAGUAAAGAAUUUAAAUGGCAGAUAAACAGACUUGUAGGUGAUGUGCUCCAGCUCACUGGCUUCUUGUCCUACUGUGGGCCUUUCAACCAGAGUUUCCGUGACCUGUUGUUGAAGGACAUCUGGGAGGCAGAGCUCAGGAGCAAAAAAAUCCCUUUUACAGAAAAGCUCAACAUCAUUUCUUCCCUCGUGGACCCUCCCACUAUAAGUAUGUGGAACCUUCAAGGACUUCCUACAGAUGACUUGUCGGUGCAGAAUGGCAUCAUCGUUACCAAAGCCACAAGAUAUCCCCUCCUGAUUGACCCCCAGAUUCAGGGAAAGGCUUGGAUUAAGAAAAAAGAAAACGAAAAUGCACUUCAAGUCACAUCUCUCAAUCACAAGUUCUUUCGUACUCACUUGGAAGACUGUCUUUCCUUGGGACGCCCCCUGCUUAUUGAAGAUAUAUGUGAGGAGCUGGAUCCAGCCCUUGACAAUGUCCUGGAGAAAAACUUCAUCAAAUCUGGAACCAGUUUUAAGGUUAAAGUUGGAGACAAAGAGGUAAACGUAAUGGAUGGCUUCCAGCUCUAUAUCACCACCACGCUGUCUAAUCCAGCAUAUAGCCCAGAAGUCAGCGCCAAGACGUCGAUCAUUGAUUUCACUGUGAACAUGACCGGAUUGGAGGACCAGCUUCUUGGUCGUGUCAUCCUCAAAGAGAAACAUGAACUAGAGGCAGAAAGACUGAAGCUAAUCGAGGAGGUAACGGACAAUAAGAGAAAGAUGCAAGAGCUGGAAGAAAAUUUGCUGUACAAACUCAGCAGCACAAAAGGUUCCUUGGUUGAUGAUGACUCCAUGAUUGGCAUUCUGAGUACAACAAAGCAAACUGCUGCAGAAGUUAGUGCAAAGCUCAGUGUUGCAGCAGACGCGAAGGUGAAGAUCAGUCUUGCUGCAGCGGAAUAUCGUCCCGUUGCCUCUCGAGGCAGCAUCCUUUACUUCCUUAUCACGGAGAUGAGCAUGGUCAAUGUCAUGUACCAGACUUCUCUGAGUCAGUUCUGCAAAAUAUUCGAUCUGUCACUGGAAAGAUCUGAAAAGUCUCCUAAAACUCAGGAACGAAUUGCGAACAUCAUUGACUAUCUGACGUUUGAGGUGUUCCGAUACACAGUCAGAGGCCUGUAUGAAAACCACAAGUUCAUCUUCACACUCCUGCUGGCGCUCAAGAUUGACUUACAGAGUAACAAAAUAGGGCACAACAAAUUUCAGAUUCUUAUUAAAGGUGGUGCAGCUCUUGACCUGAAGGCCUGCCCCCAAAAGCCAUUUGGUUGGAUCCCAGAUAUGGUAUGGCUAAACCUGGUGGAACUCAACAAAUUGCCACAGUUCAAUAACAUUGUAGACCAGGUGUUUCAAAGCGGAAAACACUGGAAAGCAUGGCUCAGUCUUGAUGCACCGGAAGAAGGUGUCAUUCCAGAUGGAUACAACUCUCUCGAUGUCUUUCAUAAACUUUUGUUGAUAAGAUCUUGGUGCCCUGACCGUACUUUAUCUCAGGCCAGAAAGUAUGUGGCCGAUUCUAUGGGCAUGAGGUUUGCUGAGCCUGUCAUCCUGAACCUUCACAACACAUGGGCAGAAAGUGACCCUCGCACCCCUCUAAUCUGCUUCCUCUCUAUGGGCUCGGAUCCCACUCAGCAAAUUGAAGCCUUAGCUAAGAAGCUUAACCUUGAAUGCAGAGCAAUAUCCAUGGGACAAGGGCAAGAGGUCCACGCAAGGAAGCUUGUUCAGACAUCAAUGACACAGGGAGGUUGGGUCCUUCUACAGAAUUGUCAUCUGGGCUUGGAGUUUAUGGACGAGCUUCUGGAAACAAUCACAACUGCAGAGGCCAUUCAUGAUGCGUUCAGAGUGUGGAUCACCACAGAACCACACCAUCAGUUUUCUAUCACACUCCUACAGUCUUCAAUCAAAUUUACCAACGAUCCACCCCAGGGAAUACGAGCGGGACUGAAACGGACAUUUGCAGGAAUUUCACAGAGCCGGCUAGAAGUCAGAAACCUGCCCUCGUGGAAGCCUUUGCUCUACAGCGUGGCCUUUCUCCACAGUGCUGUGCAGGAACGACGCAAAUUUGGCCCAUUGGGUUGGAACAUCCCUUAUGAGUUCAACUCUGCUGAUUUCACUUCAAGUGUUGAGUUUGUUGAACAGCACUUGGAUGACCUUUGUACGUUUUCUCCCCAGGACGUGUCAUGGGUGACUGUGCGCUACAUGCUAGCUGAGGUGCAAUAUGGAGGAAGGGUUACAGAUGACUACGACAAACGCCUGCUGAAGUGUUUUGCUCGCGUGUGGUUCAGCAAGAAAAUGUUUGAUCCGUCGUUCUGCUUUUACACGGGCUACAAAAUUCCUGUGUGCAAGACAGUGGAGGAGUACAUGGAGUAUAUUCAGAACCUGCCCAUUGUGGACUCUCCCCAAGCACUGGGGCUGCAUCCUAAUGCUGACAUUACGUAUCAGACAAAUACAUCUGCUGAAGCGUUAGACAUAAUCACAAAUAUUCAGCCCAAAGAAAGUGGAGGAGGGUCAGGAGCUACUCGGGAGUCCAUUGUUUACAGCAUAGCAGAGGACAUGUUGGAGAAGCUGCCUCCUGAUUAUGUGCCACAUGAGGUCAAAGCCAGGCUGUUGAAGAUGGGCGCUCUGAACCCAAUGAACGUCUUCCUGGGUCAGGAGGUGGAUCGAAUGCAAAGGGUCAUCAGUGUGGUGCGCACUAGUCUGACUGACCUGAAGCUGGCCAUUGAUGGCACUAUCAUAAUGAGCGAGAACCUCCGUGAUGCCCUGGACAACAUUUUUGAUGCCCGUGUGCCAAACUUGUGGAGGAGAAUCUCCUGGGAGUCUUCUACUCUGGGUUUUUGGUUUACUGAGCUGCUGGAGAGAAACAAACAGUUUUACAGUUGGGUGUUUGGAGGAAGACCCAAAACCUUUUGGAUGACGGGCUUCUUUAACCCACAGGGGUUUUUAACAGCUAUGAGACAAGAAGUAACUCGAGCAAACAAAGGCUGGGCUCUGGACACAGUCACGCUGAACAACAAAGUGCUGAAGCAGACGCAGGAGGACAUCACAGCCUCACCAACAGAGGGAGUUUAUGUCUAUGGUUUGUUCCUGGACGGCGCCGGCUGGAACAGGAAGAACAUCCAUCUCAUGGAGUCCUCACCAAAAAAGCUGUUCACACCCAUGCCUGUCAUCCACAUGUUUGCUGUCAACUCCACUGACCCUGUGGAUCCCAAGCUUUACGUCUGCCCCAUUUACAAGAAACCAAGACGCACAGACCUGAACUACAUCACAGCAGUGGUGUUACCGACCAUCCAGCCACCAGACCACUGGAUCCUGCGUGGGGUUGCUCUGCUCUGUGACAUCAAAUAAAAGCAUGUUUUUAUUCAUGUGCAGAACAUUCUGCAGGUGGUUUUGACAAAGCACUUUAUGAGACAUGUCAGUCCAGUUUAAGAUAAGCCUCAUAAGAUGCCAAAGAGAGCUGGUUUAAAGUCGCAAGCUUCAAGAGAGUUUUUUCU